UCCAUCUGGCAACACUGGUUGAUUGACAAGACAUUUCAGAGAACUGUUGUCAAAAUUUCACAGAUUUCACUUAUGUUACUUUUCUUUUGAAGAAUUGAAAUUUAAAAAAGGUUUAAAAAUAUUGCAAAACGAUUUAGUGUGAUUUAUAAAUUUCAUCAAAAUAUGACAAUGGGUGAUGAAACUCCUAUAACAACUUUAAUUUUGCCUGUUGUGAUACGCCCAAUCUUAUCACAGUUAGAAAAGCAGGACAUGUCUGCGUCGCAUACAUUACGGGCCGCGUUAACUAAAGCUGAAUCCACAUAUCCUGGUUUAACACUUGAUUUGGUUCUGGGAAUCUUAAAACAAGGCGACCUUACUGUAAAUAUGAAUGAAAGCAUUUUGAGACUACAAGGAUCUGUGCCAGAUUCAGAUGUAGUCGAAUACAGAUUGAAUAGGUCAGAAGAAGCAUUUCAGGAACUGAACAGAAAAUCUGCUUCUUUAAAGAGGAUUUUGAGUAGAAUACCUGACGAAAUAAUGGAUAGAAAAAAGUUUCUAGAAACAAUAAAGGAAAUUGCCAGUGCCAUUAAAAAAUUAUUGGAUACCGUUAAUGCAGUGAAUGAAUUUAUACCAGGCACCACUGGUAAACAAUCAUUGGAACAGAGGAAACGUGAAUUUGUAAAGUAUUCCAAAAAGUUUAGUAAUACACUUAAGGAAUAUUUUAAGGAUGGACAUGCCAACUCAGUUUUUGUGAGUGCCCUGUAUUUAAUUCAUCAAACUAAUAUGAUCAUCACCACAGUUAAAAAUAAAUGUGAAUAAUUUGAUGGGUAAAUACCCAAGUAGGAGUAUUUUGGUAAAGGUAAAAAGUAUUAUUGUUAUGUAUUUUGUUAAAAAUAUUGUUUAAUAAUAAUUUAAAAAAGUUAAUAUAUACUUCUGUAUUUGGUAUGUCUGUUCUUAUUUAAUAAGUAUAUAUAUUAAAAAAUGUUAAUAUAUUUGAUGAAUAAGUUACUAUGUUAUUAAGUAGUUAGUUGAAGUUUAUCAUUAAUGUUUUCAUUUUUUUCACUGUAUUAGCAAAAUGAACUUCGGAAUUGUAUAAUAAAAUACCUAUUCUUUUAAAAA
Sitophilus oryzae (rice weevil) is the source of this 1095-nucleotide messenger RNA. RefSeq names its product programmed cell death protein 10 (gene Ccm3). Gene Ontology annotation, biological process: regulation of Golgi organization; positive regulation of MAP kinase activity. The record is from RefSeq and is a predicted model, not a curated record. Bases 163 to 795 code for a protein of 210 amino acids. Gene Ontology annotation, cellular component: FAR/SIP/STRIPAK complex; Golgi apparatus. Lineage: Eukaryota; Metazoa; Arthropoda; Insecta; Coleoptera; Curculionidae. Gene Ontology annotation, molecular function: protein kinase binding. The transcript is spliced from 5 exons.